CCGUUUAAGCAUAAUGUUUUUAUUAAAUGUGAUGUGUAGUUUCGUUGUGUACUUUUGCGCGCCAAAACCCAGGUUUAUGGAGGUCAGUUCUCAAUAUAAAUUCGAUUCAAGGGGUACAAAACAUAUCGGUUUAUGGAGGUUUAUCGGCUUAUGUAAGUAUCGGCUUGAAAGGGGGGAUUCUGAGAACUGUUAAACAUUACUGAAAGCUCAAUUUUAAGAAACAAACUUUCAA
Molecule: messenger RNA, 232 nt
Organism: Clunio marinus
Lineage: Eukaryota; Metazoa; Arthropoda; Insecta; Diptera; Chironomidae
Source: the annotation of a GenBank genome assembly